GCUCUACAACAACGUUCUCUCAUACGCCUCCACAAGCAUCUUGUGAUCCAGUAGGAUACGACCGACAAGAUGUACGAUUCCGCUCGCGACUGCUUUACCGAGCAGCAACAGCAGGAGCACAGAGAACAACAAGACCGAGAACGACAGCAGCAACAAGAGCAGACAUCUCCAGUGGGUCCAGCGGGCGCAGACACCCCUCCACGUCGUCGGAUAAGCACCGUUGGCGACCUCCUGAGCCCUAUAGAAGACAAGAAUGAUGCGUUGAAAGGUAGCGCUAGCACUGAGACUUCUCCAGACAAAAAGGAGAGCGGUAGCCCAGAAGCUAGUUCUGAGACUAUGAGCCCGGAAACACCACGGAAGGACACGAAAAAUACCGGUACAUCUAAAACCACCAUCGAUACUAUCGCUGCUACCGCUACUACCACACACAGUGGGGCACAGAUGGAUAGUGAUAUUCCAGCCUCUGCUUCUGCAACGAAGGAAAAUCGUGUCUCGUCGUCAUCGCCAGGUGAGAGGCGAAAACGGGUUUCCAAUGAGAGAGAUGACGAUGCUUCUAUUCCGGCAACUUCUCGAGCCGGCGAUAGGAGACUAACUUCCGAUGGUUCUCAUGGCGCCCGCAGGAACGUUUCUCCUAGACGCCGUUCUAGAUCGCCUCCUGCGCAACACCAGCUCUACAAACGCCGGCCAACGUCUCCCAGCGGUCGUUACAAAUACAGAUCACCCCCUCCGUUGAUCCCCAGGAGGGAUCCUUCACCAACUCUACUUCUAGGAGACGAUGGUUCGAGGAGCAGAGACUCUAGCCCCCCGCGGAAACGCAAGAGGCCUGGCCAAGCAAGCAGGUUCUCGGAGAAGGAAAAGGCUGAAACCAGGGAGAGACUUAGAAAGAUGGAGGAAGAAAUAGAGAGAAAGGCCAAAGAGGUCAUCAAAGAGAGAGGUGUCGAGGAGGUUGUCAAGGCUCACUACAACGAUAAAAGGGAAUUAGGCAAAACCUGGCGAAAGACUGACUCGAGAAUUAAAGGCCUUAGAAGCUUCAACAAUUGGAUCAAGUCUACGAUUGUCCAGAAAUUUUCUCCGAAUGAUGACUUCGAUCCUCGCAAUCAUUCCAGAGACCCUAGUUCACACCUCGUUGUAUUGGAUAUGGGAUGCGGUAAAGGGGGUGAUUUACUCAAGUGGAAGAGCGCCCCCCAAGAAGUUGGAUUCUAUGUCGGCGUUGACACCGCAGAUGUCAGUAUCGACCAUGCUAGAGAUAGGUAUGACAGUAUGAUCAAGGAAUCAAGGAGAAAGUGGGCGAGUGGAAGGGACAGGAAUGGCCGCCAGAUCUUCCAGGCCGAAUUCCACGUGAUGGAUUGUUGGACUCGUUGGAUCGGAGAAAUUCCGAUUGUUUCCAAGGUCGGUGCAGACCCCAAUGUUGGCCCUGGCCAGUCAACUCGGAUGUCGGCCAGAUGGGGCAGCGGGGGAGGUUUCGAUGUGGUUUCAAUGAUGUUCUGCAUGCACUACGCUUUUGAGUCCGAACAAAAGUGUCGAAAUAUGCUCCGAAAUGUUUCAGGUACCCUGAAAAAAGGAGGCAGGUUUAUAGGAACAAUCCCCUCUAGUGAUGUGAUCUCGGCUCGCGUUCGGGGCAAACACAUGCCCGCGGGCUCUUCCGAAAAGGAGAAAUUAGACAAGUCCGAACACGGCUUGCAGGAAUGGGGAAACAGUAUCUACAGAGUAAGGUUUGCCGAAGAACCGCCCAAGACUGGGGUUUUCAGACCACCAUGGGGCUGGAGAUAUAGCUUCUUCCUGGAGGAGGCUGUCGAAGAAGUUCCAGAAUAUGUUGUCCCUUGGGAGGCCUUCAGAGCUAUCGCUGAGGACUACAAUCUUGAACUAAUCUACAAAAAGCCGUUCCAUGAUAUUUGGAGAGAGGAGAAAGAUGACAAAGAUCUUCGUAUCCUCAGCGAGCGGAUGGGGGUUAGAGAUAGGGAAGGGAGAUUUGCUCUUGGGGGUGAAGAAUGGGAGGCCUGCGGAUUCUAUCUUGGUUUCGCUUUCAAAAAAUCGUAGAUCAAUUUCGAUGGGCUGGUGAUUUAAAAAUGUCCCAACCCCUUAUUCUUACUGUGUUUUCUUUUUCCCUCUCAUUUAAAGCACUGCAAUUGUUCGAACUCUUGUUAGCCACGAGGUUGCUAUCCUCAACCCGCUAUGGUAGUUAGCUCCUGGCUCCUCUUGCCA
This is a messenger RNA of Tuber melanosporum (Perigord truffle), 2202 nucleotides long. RefSeq lists its product as uncharacterized. Bases 70 to 2037 code for a protein of 655 amino acids. Lineage: Eukaryota; Fungi; Ascomycota; Pezizomycetes; Pezizales; Tuberaceae. The record is from RefSeq and is a predicted model, not a curated record. Gene Ontology annotation, cellular component: nucleus. Gene Ontology annotation, molecular function: mRNA 5'-cap (guanine-N7-)-methyltransferase activity. The transcript has 4 exons. Gene Ontology annotation, biological process: 7-methylguanosine mRNA capping.